GCAGGAUUUAUGCCUAGACGACGUUGUUUUGGCUAUAAAAGGAUGGCUUCACUUGGAGCUCUUCUUUGACUCGUAUCUUUCAUUUUCUUUCCUGAUUACUAACAAAGCAAUUUACUCUGAUAAUAAUGGAGAGAGGAAAGAUGAAGAAUAUCAAGCAGAGAACAAUGGCGGUUUCGCUGAGAUGUUUUUGUAUAUGCACAUUGAUGGUUCUAGUCCUCUUCGUUAGUGUGAAGGCAUCGACGGAGAUGGAGAAAUCGAGGUACGAGAAAAAGCGGCAGUUGCAGAGCUCCAACAACUCAUCAAUGGCGGACGGGUCAGGUGAUGCAUGGAAUGAGCAUGCCGUUGAGAAUCCGGAGGGGGCUGCUUCAGUGGCUGAUGAGAGCACACGCAACAGCACUGCAAGAAGGAAUUUAGGAUUCUUCUCAUGUGUAGCAGGCAACCCAAUUGAUGAUUGUUGGCGAUGCGACCCCAAUUGGCAGCGAAACAGGAAGCGUCUUGCUGAUUGUGGGAUUGGUUUUGGACGCAAUGCCAUUGGUGGUCGCAACGGCAGAUACUAUAUCGUGACUGACCCUCGCGAUGACGAUCCUGUUAAUCCAAAACCUGGCACCCUUCGCCAUGCUGUUAUUCAAGAAAGACCUUUAUGGAUUGUGUUCAAGAGGGACAUGAUCAUCACUCUUAAGCAGGAGCUUAUUAUGAACAGUUUCAAGACUAUCGAUGCCCGUGGAGUUAACGUCCACAUUGCCAAUGGAGCUUGCAUUACUAUCCAAUUUAUCACAAAUGUCAUUAUUCAUGGUCUCCAUAUCCAUGAUUGCAAGCCUACCGGCAAUGCCAUGGUUCGUAGCUCGCCUACUCAUUAUGGUUGGAGAACUAUGGCUGAUGGAGAUGGGAUUUCCAUUUUUGGGUCUAGUCACAUUUGGAUUGAUCAUAAUUCUCUGUCGAAUUGCGCAGAUGGCCUUAUUGAUGCUAUAAUGGGGUCAACUGCCAUUACAAUUUCGAACAACUACUUCACCCACCACAACGAGGUUAUGUUAUUGGGUCACAGUGACUCCUAUACAAGAGAUAAGCAGAUGCAAGUAACAAUUGCCUACAACCAUUUUGGUGAGGGUCUUAUCCAGAGAAUGCCAAGGUGUAGGCAUGGGCAUUUCCAUGUGGUGAACAAUGACUACACACAAUGGGAAAUGUAUGCCAUUGGUGGAAGUGCCGAACCUACCAUUAACAGCCAAGGAAACAGAUAUCUUGCCCCUAACAAUGCUUUCGCUAAAGAGGUGACGAAGAGGGUGGAGACAGCAAAUAAUGUAUGGAAGAACUGGAAUUGGAGAUCAGAGGGAGACCUCAUGCUAAAUGGAGCCUACUUCACUCCAUCAGGAACCGGAGCUGCAGCAAGCUAUGCCAUGGCUUCAAGCUUGGCUGCCAAGUCCUCUUCCAUGGUUGGCACCAUUACCUCAAGUGCCGGUGCUCUUUCCUGCCGCAGGGGUCGUCAAUGUUAAUUCUCAAUCCUAAGUUCCCAAAAACAGGGAAAAAUAAACCCAAAAAAAAAAAAAACUCUUCCCUUACUGUUGCUGUAGCAACUAUCCAGCAAGAUUGCAGUCAUUCUCUGUUCCAUCUCUCUCCUUCUCCCCUGUAUUUGUGUUGCUCAACAAAAUAUUUGGCAGUGUACAUUAUAUUACAGGUGCCAUUGAGCUGUCACACCCAGAUAAAAAAAAAAAAAAAAUCCACUUGUCACCACGCCAUUGAUCGACCUCGGCCUGCUUUAAAUGCCGCAGUGUUAGCUCACCAUCUUCAGCAUUUUGUUCAAAACCCUGUUCCUCGCAGAGUCAAUUUGUCCAUUUUCUCCUCUGUACUAUAAUUUACGAAUUCUCAACUCUGAGUAAUGCAAAAAUUCAUACCAAAAAGAUAUUGUUCAGCUCCAAA
This is a messenger RNA of Hevea brasiliensis (rubber tree), 1911 nucleotides long. RefSeq names its product probable pectate lyase 20. The coding region runs from base 126 to 1487 and encodes 453 amino acids. The record is from RefSeq and is a predicted model, not a curated record. Gene Ontology annotation, molecular function: pectate lyase activity. Lineage: Eukaryota; Viridiplantae; Streptophyta; Magnoliopsida; Malpighiales; Euphorbiaceae. The transcript is spliced from 7 exons.